UGUGUGUUUCAGCACUUUUAAUUCGCAACCAUGAAGUAUAGAUAUAAGGAGUCCGAACGGUAUAGGCUUUUCCGUAGUAUUCAUGGUACACAAUUAUAAACACAGUUAAUAGUUCCCUUUUCUGCCACUGGCUGCGCACGGAGUGAACCGAUGUACGCUGGUUCGUGUCCAUAGCAACUUACACAAAUAUUCAGUUCAUUGAAUCUGCCACGCCUGUUCAAUCCCCAUAAUUGUUUCAAUUAGCCAGUGACCUUUUGUCGUAUUUCUUUCAAUUUUUUUAUAUUAGAUCUAAAAUGUUUUCGUCAGAUGAGGAAAGUUCCUCAGACGAAUCAUCGGACAUUACAAAUGUACGAAACGAGUCGCGACCGUUAGUGUUAACCAGUUCUUCGGAUGAAAUAGAUACAGAUAACAUCGACGAAGUUGAUAACAGAGAUACCGAAUGGACCCCAAUUAACGAAGUGCAAAGAUGUGAAAUAGUGUGUGAUGAUGAACUUCUUCUACACAAUGUUGAUUGUGAUGAUCCAAUUGCAUUAUACCAAUUAUUUGUGACGGAUUCGGUAAUAGAGCAAAUGGUUCUUGAAACCAAUAGGUAUGCGAUACAAUGUAUGGAAAAAGACCCCCAUAAAAAUGAAAGUAGAAAACAUCAAUCAAUGUGGAGACCAAUAACAUCAACAGAUCUGUAUACAUUUCUUGGUAUUGUGCAUAUUAUGGGCAUUGUGCAACUUCCAGAAAUUCGCCUAUAUUGGUCCAAUAAUCCUAUGUAUGCGAAUCAAUGUAUUCAAAAACAGAUGCCCCGUGAUCGUUUCCUGGACAUACUGAAAUACCUGCAUUUUAGCGAUAACACUGCAAAUAUUUCCACAAAUCGAUUAUGUAAAUUCAGUGAACUAAUGGAUAAAAUUAAUACUAAUUUUCAAGCCGCUGUCAAACCAGGAACAAAAGUAGUUAUAAACGAAAGCAUAGUUCCCUGGCGAGGACGCCUUAGCUUCAAGCAAUAUAUUCCAGGGAAAGCGCACAAAUAUGGAGUGAAACAUUACAAACUUUGCGCUCCGGGUGGCUACACUUUCAAGUUUGAAGUGUAUGCCGGAAAAAAUGGCGAAAAUAUAAAAAUUUCUCACUCGCAUGACGUAGUGAUGCGCUUGAUGCGUGAAUGUUUGGACGCAAAUAGAAUAUUAUAUACGGACAGUUAUUAUACAAGCGUUCCAUUGGCGGAGGAACUUUUGCAGCACUCCACAUACAUUUGCGGUACCAUAAAACCCAAUAGAAGAUUUCUACCCGAAGACGCAAAAAAGAAACAGAAGCGUGGUGAAUGUUAUUCAGCAAUUAAUCAUAACUAUGUUAAAUUUGUGAAAUGGACGGACAAACGAACGAUAUGUUUGUUAACAACAAGUCCUGAACAUACUUGUGAAAUUAUUGAAAGCGAUAACAAACGAAAACCAAACGCUGUGUUUGAUUAUAAUACUGUUAAAAAAAGGGUGGAUCUGUCAGACCAACUAGCAUCUUACUACAGUAGUCUCGGGAAAACAAUCAAAUGGUACAAAAAAAUUGUAUUCCAAUUGAUAUGUGGCACUUCCGUCACUAAUGCGUGGUACAUACACCAAAAGUUUGGAACCAAAAAAAUUGAUUUGUUAAAAUUUUGGGAGUCCAUAAUUGAAAAAUUACUCGUUGAAAAAACUCCAGUUUGCCGUGAUGUGUCGAAAAACCGACACUUUAUUGACACGCUGCCUGGUCCUAGCCGGAAAGUCCGUAAACGCUGCGUAGAGUGUUAUAAGAAUGUAUCUAAUGCCGAAGGUCCUGCUAUGGCUCGGUUAAAGGCGACCAAAGUUACAACGUUCUGUCCGCAAUGUCCCAAUAAGCCAUCGUUUUGUAUUAAUUGUUUUAAAACUGUUCAUAAAAAUCAAUAAAUACAUAAUUUAAAAAACCUA
This is a messenger RNA of Dalotia coriaria, 1922 nucleotides long. Its product is annotated as piggyBac transposable element-derived protein 4. The transcript has 2 exons. The record is from RefSeq and is a predicted model, not a curated record. Bases 294 to 1901 code for a protein of 535 amino acids. NCBI's taxonomy places the organism in Eukaryota, Metazoa, Arthropoda, Insecta, Coleoptera, Staphylinidae.